CGACGGUCCCCUCGACGACAGUAUCGCAGGGAUUAAACUUCUCUCUUCUCGAUUAUUCCCUCCGUGGGUUUUUCUGCGCCGGAGAUAAUUCGCUUAUGGACUGAAUCAAGAAUUAAUCGCAUUAUGGCAAAGUUCGCGAUACCCCGAGCUUUUUUUAUCGCACUAACCGUUGUGACGGUCGCUGCAGCACGAGCGCAGAACGAGAAUUGGAGCCGUCGAUCCGUCAGCGAUUGCACUACUCCGAGUGGGUUACAAGGAAUUUGUGUAUUGCUUGCUCGAUGCCAAUCGCUUCGGGAUCUUCAAAAGGCUCGUCCCUUGUCCAAAGGAUCGGCCCGCUUUUUGGUAGCCUCGCAAUGCCUUCCGAGCACCGGUGACCUCAACGGUGUUAAAGUUUGUUGCCCGAUCGAUAGCGACCUCCUUCGAAAUGGAAGAAGCGUAGAAGAAAAUCCAGCAGUUUUGUCUUCCCGCAAUAAUUCUAUUCUACCGAGUGACUGCGGUAGCGACGUGUCCAAGAGAAUCGUUGGUGGAGAAAUCACCGAUUUGGACGAGUUCCCUUGGAUGGCUCUCCUCGAAUAUGAUUCCCCGCGGGGUAAACGAACGGGCUGCGGGGGCGUAGUCGUGUCUUCGCGCUACGUACUGACCGCCGCUCACUGCGCGGACAGCGAAGCUUUACCGAAAUCCUGGUCCCUGAGUAACGUGCGUCUCGGUGAGUAUGACAUUUCGAGAGACCUCGAUUGCGUGUCGGAUGACAACGACGGGAGCGAAGUUUGUUCGGAGGCUCCGGUGAGCGUGGCUGUCGAAGAAAAAAUUGUGCACGAGUCGUACGUACCGAAGAGCGUUGACAGGCAGCACGACGUGGCGUUGCUGAGGUUGGCGCAGCACGUGCGGUUCACGGACUACGUAAAGCCAAUUUGCUUGCCGUCGAGUGGGAAUCUGGCUCGAAAAUUGUGGAUCGCGGGUUGGGGAAAAACUGAAAGUAGAACACAAUCCAACGUGAAAUUGAAGCUCUCCAUGUCGCUGGCCAACAAAUCGGCGUGCUCGCAAAAGUACAAAGAAGUUGGGAUUCAUUUGCGAGAGGAGCAAUUGUGCGUCGGCGGUGAGACUCGGAAGGAUUCUUGUCGCGGUGAUUCCGGCGGUCCUCUCAUGUCGCUCGAGAGAGCACCGGACGGAAAGAGGAAAUGGACGGUCGUCGGAAUCAUCUCGUUCGGACCAGAGCCUUGUGGGACGCGACAUUGGCCCGGUGUUUACGUCAAAGUUGCUGACUACCUUCCCUGGAUCCUCGCUAAAGUGAGGUCUUGAAAUUUACCUCGAAAAACGAAAAGUAAGCGUCCUCGCCGCUUUCAUUAUAUUUUCAACGAACUAAGAUAUUUCGAAAAUAUAUUUCUAUAACGCGAUCCAUCGUCAUCGUUUCUUGGAGCAUCGGGUCACGGAGACUCGAGCUCGUAUCAUCGGUUGAUUAGAAAGUUCACGCCGGAGCAAUGCAACGUAAAACGAUGGAAUCGAAUUUUACGCUCAAGCACGGUCCAACGGAACGAGCGACGAAGAAACUUGUCCGAUUCUACUAUUUUUUGCUCCACGAUCCGUUUGCCGAAAUUUGGAAAAUUACAAAUAUUUUUUUCCUUCAAUUUAUUGGCCUUCAACGUCACGUGGUUUCGUGGCAUUGGGAUUCGAUCAUUCGAAACAAUAAUCACAGUUAUACGAAAUUUAUCUUGCUGGGAGCACGUGUCCGCUGGGCCGACGAGGUUGUGACCGAAGUUAUCGUAGUUAGCAACGAAGGCUCACGAGAAAUUAAUACAUAAUUUGGAAAAUUUUAUUACAGUAUUGUAAUCUCUCACGGACAGAAUAUAUUUGUACUUUGCCUCGA
Molecule: messenger RNA, 1864 nt
Organism: Venturia canescens
Lineage: Eukaryota; Metazoa; Arthropoda; Insecta; Hymenoptera; Ichneumonidae
Product: CLIP domain-containing serine protease 2-like
Exons: 3
Coding region: 124-1299 (391 amino acids)
Biological process (GO): proteolysis
Molecular function (GO): serine-type endopeptidase activity
Source: RefSeq, a predicted model, not a curated record